AUGUACAAUAUUGUGCAACCUGCAGCUGCAGUAGUACGAAUUCCAAACGAGCUUAUAGAUGACAGUAUCAUAUCUGAUCAAAUAUUUCGUACGAUGUUUUUACGAGCAUCUUUGCGUGCAAUUAAUAAUGUUACUUCCAUUAAUAGAAACUUGCACCCAAUACUCAAUUCAUCGAGAACAAGGAUAAGAAUAAUAUCAACGGGUGUAUUUGGUGACCAAUUAGAAACGCAGAAAUUAAGUAAAGAUGAAAUAAAGCUUCCUAAAUUUGAUAGGAUUGAAGUACACGACGGAUACCGAAUUGUGGCCGGAAUAGUCUUAACAAGAUCACCGGUUAUUCUCAGAGAUCCCCAUCCAUUUGAACGAGAGUAUUAUUUGUAUCAACAACGUUUAGAACAAAUACAUGCUGCCCCAUUCCCGAUAGACUUUUAUUUUAAAAAGGGCAGUGUUGCCGAAAAAAGGUGGAAGGAAAAAAGGGAAAGAGAAAGGAUCGAAACUUUAUCGUCAUUUGGAAUUAGACAAAUCGAAUUAAAACAGGAAAAUGCAGAUGAAGAAACAGGUGACGAAGAUGUUACGAUUGCUAGUAGAAUAACUCCCGCGGACGUAAAUAAUGACCAUAAAUCACUUGAUCGGGCUUUACAACGGACCUUGUAUCUUAUUGUCAAGAAGCCUAGGGACAAGCAUUCGUGGCAAUUCCCUCAGGGUGGAGUGGAAAAGCCCGAAACGUUGCUUCAGACAGCCACUAGGGAGUUAAAAGAAGAAUGUGGGGAUAACAUGGACAUUUGGUUUGUUGGAAGAAGACCUUUUGGAUAUUACGAAUACGAAUAUCCCUCAGACUUUAAAAAAGAUCAAAUGAAAUUUAAAGGCGCCAAGGUAUUUUUCAUGAAAGCUCAUAUAUUUGCGGGCCAGGUCAAAGUUGAUAAAAAAGAGAUCAUCGAUUUCGCUUGGGUUACCAAACAAGAAAUGAAAGAAUAUGUACAUGCUGAAUACUAUGAUGCAGUCAAAGACAUGCUAUCAGAACUCUGA
Acaulospora morrowiae is the source of this 1023-nucleotide messenger RNA. NCBI's taxonomy places the organism in Eukaryota, Fungi, Glomeromycota, Glomeromycetes, Diversisporales, Acaulosporaceae. The record is from the annotation of a GenBank genome assembly.